Messenger RNA from Porites lobata, 2576 nucleotides. Lineage: Eukaryota; Metazoa; Cnidaria; Anthozoa; Scleractinia; Poritidae. The record is from the annotation of a GenBank genome assembly.
AUGGUCUGUAAUUUUCUUUUCGCAGGACUGAGACUUGUUGGAGGAAGCUGGAACGGAGAAGGAAGAGUUGAAAUUUUUUACAACGGCAACUGGGGAACUGUGUGUGAUGACAGCUGGGAUUUAGACGAUGCAAGAGUCAUAUGUCGUGAACUUGGAUACUCCGGUGCUGUUAGUGCUCAUAGUUCUGCACACUUUGGCUCCGGAAGCGGUCAAAUUUGGUUGGAUGAUGUCAACUGUAUUGGAAGUGAAACUUCCAUUGUAAAUUGCCCGCAUGGUGGUUGGGGCUCACAUAACUGCGGUCACCAUGAAGAUGCAUCUGUCGUUUGUUCAAGUAAGUAGUGAUCGCAAACAGGUCUCUGUUUAGUCUGGUUUUCACUAUUGAUGCAAACACAGCUUUUUAGAAGAGUUCCUCUUUCAUCUUGUAAAGGGUCUUUACAAUUUUUUAAAUGAACACUAGUGAGCAGCGCAAAGCAACGCGAGGAUCUUGUUUACUUGAUUUUAUUUCUCCGAAUGGUUUCGUCUGAUCACACAGACUUCAUCAGGGAGUAUAACAAGAUAGAGCUAAGGAACUAACUUUAUACCUAAUGAUUGAGACAAAAUCACGUUCCUGUAAGGGUGCAUGUGAACAGCCAAAAACACCCACAGCAUAUGCUUGCAGGAUGUGGCUAUAAUCCUGCGUUACGAAAUUUGCAAUGUUUAAUUUGGGGCCCACGGGUUUAACGUUAAAAACAAAACAGCAGCCAACGUUUUGUUUUGGUUGAAGACAGAAUUAACUUACAUGUACGGCUGUUCUCACAAGUACAACAUCUAUGCGUUUACAAACUUAUCCAAAUUGUUUUAAAAUGCGUUUAAAUCGUUCUCGCGAGUAUUUUAAGGACUCAUUAGUCGGUAAACAUGUAUUGAAAAUCUUAAAAAAGGUAGUGACAUAAAAGGGAAAGGAAAUUAUAACAUGUUUCCUAGGGAUGUAAGGCUGCAGCAAUCAAACCUUGAUCCAUUUAUUUUGUCAUUUUGUUAAAGACAAAAAGUCAUUUCUGAUCGGCGGUCGGGAAAGGUGGCGGUUGUGUUUUUGAGCAGUUCCUGUUUUCGCUGAUCUGGUCUCGUUGUUUUCGUCUAAACUUAAAUAGUAUUAAUUCAUUCUGAUUAACAAGAUGCCUGACAAACGAAAAAACCAAAAGAAAGUCAACAUGCCACCUCUUAAGACUCAUAUUUCCCCACUUAUUUCGUUCCUAAUCUCUGUGGUAUUUUCCCCAGUAAACUUAAACUGGCAAAACUUCCACUUCAAUUGGCUUUAGGCAAAAGUGCUCGACAGAUCAUGCACUGAUAAAAAUUACUGAAUCAAUCCGUAACUCAAUUGACAACAAUGAGUUUGGCUGUGGCAUUUUUAUUGAUCUAAAAAAGGCAUUUGAUACAGUUAAUUAUUCCAUUCUUUUAUCAAAACUGAAUCAUUACAGAGUGAGAGGUGAACCCUAUGAUUGUUUCAAUCUAUCUGUCCAAUAGAGAACAAUUUGUAUGUAUAAAUGGCCAUAAAUCUGAUUCUUUCUCAAUCACUCUCGUGGAGUACCUCAUGGAUCCAUUCUUGGAUCCCUGUUGUUUUUGGUAUAUAUUAAUGAUUUACCGAACACUUCGAAACUGCUUAGUUUCCACUUGUUUGCUGAUGACACUAAUAUAUAUUGUUCACGUAAAACCUUAUUGAUCUUGAACUUAAAUCCUAACUCAAGAGCUCCACGCAGUGACUGAGUGGAUGAAAUCUAAUAGACUAGCUCUCAGUAUUUUCAAAACUAAUUUUUUUCUUUUUUAUUCUAAGAAACUAAAACCAUACAAGUCAUUAAAGAAUCAUGUUAAUGAACUCUGCUUAAAACUAUCGAAAACUGUAGGCAUAUUUUCCAAAUUAAGGUACUAUGUUAAUGUUGAUAUACUUAUUAUGCUUUACGGUUCCCUAAUUUACCCCUUUCUUACUUACAGUAUUCAAGUUUGGGGUCUCACAUACCCAACCUACCUAAAACCGGUAGCUACUUUAAAGUUGCAAAAACGAGUCGUCAGAAUAAUGACUUUUACCGACCCUAGAUCACUUUCUGAGCCAUUGCAAAAUGUUGGCGCCACCGACACGUUUAGCCUGCCCGUCCAUAACGCUCACACGUUUGUUUAAGAUAAUAAAUACUAAAAUUGUUGCACUGUGAGACUCAAGAUCUUGAAAACCAUAACUUAUUCGUUCAGCGGCACACACCCCUCAAUAGGUAGCCCUUGAUAAUACUAGGCGUAUCUUCGACUUUUCAGGACUGAGACUUGCUGGAGGAAACUGGAACGGAGAGGGACGAGUAGAGAUAUUGUAUAGCGGCAGCUGGGGAACAGUGUGCGAUGACAGCUGGGAUAUGGACGAUGCAAGAGUCGUAUGUCGCGAACUUGGUUAUCCUGAUGCUGCUAGUGCACUACAGUCCGCCCACUUUGGUGCUGGAAGUGGUCAAAUCUGGUUGGACGAUGUCAGCUGUGCGGGAAGUGAAGAUUCCAUUGAGAAUUGUCCACACAAUGGAUGGGGUUCACAUAACUGCAAUCACAAUGAGGAUGCAGGGGUCGUUUGU